This is a messenger RNA of Malassezia globosa CBS 7966, 2172 nucleotides long. RefSeq lists its product as uncharacterized. NCBI's taxonomy places the organism in Eukaryota, Fungi, Basidiomycota, Malasseziomycetes, Malasseziales, Malasseziaceae. The record is from RefSeq and is a predicted model, not a curated record. Bases 1 to 2172 code for a protein of 723 amino acids. The transcript has a single exon.
AUGGUCAUGUACGAGGACGUGCUGACGCCUACACUCGCAUACACUGAUGCGCGUGAACUAUGUGUGGACAUAGCUGCAUUGUUCGCAGGCUCGUCUCUUGAGCUUGCCAUGCCACCGGCUUCAAUGAUUGAUGAAUAUGCAUGUCUAUUCUAUGAUGAACACAUACGCGUUCAGCUGACCAUGAAACUUCCAUCCUUACCGACUAUGCUUCCUGCACCGAUUCAUAUGUUUUCCGAUGUACAUACGCUCGACGAUCACUCUGUCAUGACGCUGCCACCACUGCUGGUCAUUUUGUUGUCGUCACUACACGUGUCGUUACGCGGCUCUAUGUGUGAAGAAAAGGAGACAAAAACUCCCGCUUCGCUUUUCGUCCAUUAUUGGCAACGCCUACCGAGCUCGACAGACUUUGUUCUUCGCCGCUCACCACUUACACGUAUCCAGAGGCCUGAGACGGAGGCUGUUGAGCCUUUCCUCGAUAAAUCCUUCGUUCCUGGCAUCACAUACGAUACACAACAAAAGUCGUGGGUCGUGCGUUGGACGAGCGAUGUGAAUGUGCCUUAUACCAUGACGGACUUGCCCCGCGAGCGGAUGAAAAUCAAUGCUAUGCUUCAACUGCGCUUGGAGCUCGCGCUUCUUGCUGCGCAAGCACAAGCAGCACCGCCCCAAAUGCCUUUCCAUUACUCAUCGAACCGACAACAUCCAUUUUCUCAAUCGUCUGAUCCGUAUAUCAUCGACGUUGAUCUUCUUAGUGACCUCGCCGACACCGUCAAGGUGCCGGAUGAGACGCCCGAGCAGCGCAUGCAAUACCUGUCGAAGCGGCUCACAAUGAUGCCGCUGUCCAUGCUUGCUCCUGGUGUGCUUGGUACAGACAUCACUGCGCCGUGGGGUGAGGCUAGUUCUUUGUCCAGCCGGUUGAAUCAUAUCAAAGAGCUUGAAGCAGCAGCUCGGGCAUCCGAUGCGGAUAUUGCCCUGGCCCCUCUCUCACAUUCGGCCCGAUUUGGACCGCGUCUUCCGCAACGCCUGUCAUCAACGCCUGUGGGCGUGGCAAGCAAGCCACGUGAAGAGUCUGCAACGAUGUCAUCGACAACCGACAUUGCGACGCUUGCAUCACAAGGCCCCGUAUCACUGACAUCUAUGACACACACGUUUGCUGUGGUCUGUGCAUCGACGGCUGUGAGGAUGCGCACACUUAGUCGUACUUUGCCGCUUGACACAUCUGAAGAUGCACAAAGUGUGGUGGUGUGCAUAGAGCUAGAUGCAUUGCCAAUGACCAUUCCUUUCUGGGUUCACGCGCUGCAUCUAGACAUGGGUGAACGGUCCGACAUGACGAGAGAGACGGGCUUUAUGUCGAUGAAUGAUCCCGUACAGAUCGUAAUUGAACCAUUACCGGGCCACGCGUCAUCACUGCCCGUUUGUCUGGGACGACAUGCUCAGCACAAUAUGUUAUACACAGUGCGACUUCGUAUCAGCUCGGAGGACCUCGAUGCGCAGACGUUGGCGCGGCAGCUGACCACAUGGGAUCCUCAUCGAUCGACUCGUGUCACGAUGCUUGGCACACCGGAGCGUGGACCACAUACGUCGACCCACAGCACAUGUGUGUCGCAAUGGAAUGGGUUCAUGGAUUUGUCGCUAGCGCUCCUUGACUUGCAGCGGCGCUCAUUUGCCGAGCAUAUAAUUCGCCGAUCUAUGGGCCAAAUUCCGAAGCCAUGGACUCCGGAUACACCGCCACCACCAACGGCGGGUGAUGCAUCUCUUGCGCCUAUGGCAUUGUCAGCGUCUCGAAAUGUAGAACCUGUUCGUCUUGAGGAGACAAUCUCCUACGAUCAGACGCGCGAAGGGGCACAAGGAGUGUCAAUCAAAGACGCAGAUGGACGUAGCAAAAGCACCACACGUCAUGCUGUUGGGUGGAGUGAAAGCCAUUCGCAGCGAAUCGGGUUUGAUCCAACGCGUGUGAGCUCGUUUGCCUCUUGCCUGCUGGCGUCGCUCAAGACAUAUCAGGAACCCACGGAAGCUGGCUCUCAUCGCAUUCAUAUCUGCAUCGCAUUGUCGAAUGUAUCUCCUGAUCCUAUGGAUAUACAGGUCUCUUGGGCGAUGGAUCUCGAGCCGGCGCCACAGAAAAACCGCGCUAUUGUGGCGGAACACAGCAGCAUCCGUGUUGGGUACGUGUAUUGA